Messenger RNA from Mauremys reevesii (Reeves's turtle), 1368 nucleotides. RefSeq names its product RNA polymerase II subunit C (gene POLR2C). Gene Ontology annotation, biological process: DNA-templated transcription. Bases 68 to 895 code for a protein of 275 amino acids. The record is from RefSeq and is a predicted model, not a curated record. The transcript is spliced from 9 exons. Gene Ontology annotation, cellular component: RNA polymerase II, core complex. Lineage: Eukaryota; Metazoa; Chordata; Testudines; Geoemydidae. Gene Ontology annotation, molecular function: DNA-directed RNA polymerase activity; protein dimerization activity; DNA binding.
CGCGGGGCGGAGCGCGGGGGCGCUGCGGGCGGGAGGGAGCGGAGCAGGCCGCGGCGCGGGGCCCGCCAUGCCGUCCGCCAACCAGCCCACGGUGCGCAUCACCGAGCUCACCGACGAGAACGUCAAGUUCUUCAUCGAUCACACGGACCUGGCGGUAGCGAAUUCCAUCCGAAGAGUGUUUAUAGCCGAAGUUCCCAUAAUAGCCAUUGACUGGGUCCAGAUAGAUGCUAACUCCUCUGUGCUCCAUGAUGAGUUCAUUGCACACAGAUUGGGUCUGAUCCCACUCACCAGCGAUGACAUUGUGGAUAAGCUGCAGUACUCCAGGGAUUGUACAUGUGAUGAGUUCUGUCCAGAGUGUUCUGUGGAGUUUACCCUGGAUGUCCGGUGCAAUGAAGACCAGACUCGUCACGUGACAUCCCGUGAUCUCAUCUCCAACAACCCCCGGGUUAUACCGGUGACAUCCCGGAGCAGAGACAAUGACCCCAAUGACUAUGUGGAGCAGGAUGAUAUCCUCAUUGUCAAGUUACGGAAAGGCCAGGAGCUGCGAUUACGAGCGUAUGCCAAGAAGGGAUUUGGCAAGGAGCAUGCCAAGUGGAACCCUACGGCAGGAGUAGCCUUUGAGUACGAUCCAGACAAUGCGUUGAGGCACACAGUCUACCCCAAGCCGGAGGAAUGGCCAAAGAGCGAAUACUCCGAAAUUGACGAGGAUGAGGCCCAAGCUCCCUAUGACCCCAAUGGAAAGCCAGAGCGGUUUUAUUACAACGUGGAGUCCUGCGGCUCCCUGCGGCCGGAGACCAUCGUUCUCUCGGCACUGUCCGGGCUGAAGAAGAAAUUGAGCGACCUCCAGACCCAGCUAAGUCACGAGAUCCAGAGUGAUGUCCUGACUAUAAACUGAGCCCUGCCCCUUUCCUGCAGAAUCUCCCGUGUGACCAAGUCACACUGAUGUGCCGCACUGUUCACGGAGCCACCUGAUUUUUUCCUGGGGCAGGGCUAAUCGUAGUCAAGUGAACAUGGAGCCCUGUUCCUUGUGUGCUGAACCUUCAGGCCUUUCUGGCACUCAGCUGGUGGGGAUGUGAUGUGUAUUGAGAUGGCUUCCCACCAGUCACCCUUUAGAGCAUGGAAGCUGCUCUGCAGGAGCAGGGGCGAGAUUUCCAGCAUAGUGCAGGGAUGUUCCUGGUGAGCCCCAGGUGUGGUAUAUUAUUGUAAUGGGGAGUGGGGGGGUGAAUCUCUGUAAAUGACCCUAGCUCUUGCCUGUUUUCACUGGACUCUGGCCGUCCAUGGUUUGGGAUUUGGAAGCAUGUAUCUCAGCUCAGUUGCACAGCCAUGUUCUGUUUGUUACCGUGCUGAAUAAAGCCUUUUUCCUACAUC